AUGGCGGCCGUUUCAGCACCAACCCCCAAGCUGGAUCGAUACAUCGUCAUCCACGUUGCAACCACCUGCGACGAACAUGGCGUAUAUGUCACCAAGGACUCGGCUGAGGUCAUUGAGUUAGGAUGGAUUCUGUUGGACACUAAGACCUGCGAGGAAUUGCAUCGUGAAAGCGUUCUCGUCAAGCCCGUCAAUACUCCAAUCACCCCGCUUUGCACGAGCUUGACCACUUUGACAUGGGAACACGUUCGCUCCGCAGGUACUUUCCGGGACGCCAUCUCUCGAUUCGACGCCUUCGCCCAGGAACACCUCACUAGCAAACACCUCGAGUUUGCCUUUGUGACGUUGGACUCGUGGGAUCUGCGGGUGCAGCUGCCCCGCGAGGCCCGCGACAAGGCCGUCGUGCUGCCCGCAUACCUGCAGCAUUCCCGCACUUUCGACCUGCGAACUGAAUAUCAACGCUGGCAGACCCAUCACCCUGAGUCGCUGCCUUUCGGUCCCAGCUCGCUUUCCAACAUCUGCGCUGCCCUCGAGGUCGAGCCCGUUCAGUCGUCUGCCCCGAUUAAGCACAACCUUCCUUUCCAUUUGCAAGCUUUGGCCCCCGCUUCGCCCCGCCGUGCCAUGGAGGAGUCUGUUACUCUCGCCCGUGUGCUUCGUGGUUUGAUCCGCAAGUCGCAGCCGCCCCAGGAGCACCCUGAGAUCCUCACUCGUCCCAUGGAUGCUCAUGCCGAUGUUCGGGCCUUUUUAGCAGAACGGAGCAAGGUUCUGCACCUUAGUGGCCUCCCCCACGAUACCACUCAGUCUGAGUUGGAGAGCUGGUUCACCCAGUUCGGUGGUCGUCCCAUCGCCUUUUGGACUCUGCGGACACCAGACCAGCACAAGCCCACUGGCACUGGCUUUGCCGUCUUCUCUUCGCACGAGGAGGCUGCUGAAAGCCUGUGCAUGAACGGUCGUGCGCUCAACGAAAAGGCGAUUGAGGUCUCUCCCUCUUCCAGUCGGGUUUUGGACCGGGCCGCCGAGAUCCUCACUCCUUUCCCGCCCUCCAAAAACCGUCCUCGUCCUGGUGACUGGACCUGCCCAUCUUGCGGCUUCUCUAACUUCCAGCGCCGCACAGCAUGCUUCCGCUGCUCGUUCCCUGCCAUGGCGGCCGCACCCGACCCAAUGAACUACGGAAACUACGGCUACGGUCCGCCAUCAAUGAUGCCCCCUCACAUGGGCCACGGCGGCGGUCACGGUAUGGGUGGUGGUCAUUCGCGUGGUAUGGGUGGCAACGGUGGUGUUGUCCCCUUCCGCGCCGGUGAUUGGAAGUGUGGUUCUGAGGGUUGUGGCUACCACAACUUUGCGAAGAACAUCAACUGCCUACGAUGUGGUGCCCCUCGCUCGGGCGCUGCCGUCGUGGCAGACUCGGCAUUCCCGUCACCGAUGGAUCCACCGUCGCAAUUCAAUAUGGGGCCCAACUCGAUGGCUAGCACACCUGCCCCUGCUCCGUUCGCCUCUACCGCCGGCGGAUUCGGUGGUUUCAGCCAGCAGUUCGGUGGCCCGCCCAACAACUACGCUCUGCCCUCCGGUGGUCUGGGUAACAACACCCCCGGUGCGUACCCUCCCAUGGGUCAGAUGAACUCGGGCUACGGUUCUUCCACCGCCUCGCACUCGGCCGCCUCCUUCGCCAACCCGGCUACUCAGGCCGCUUUCACUGGUGCGGACCACGGCGUGCCCUCCAGCAGUGCUUCCAACGGUGCUUUCUACGGCACCGAUGGUGCCAGUGACCCCUUCGCUUUCUUGUCGAGUGGCCUCGGUGGUCUGACGGUGUCUGAUGACCCCCACUCUCGUCGCAACGGCUCCAGUGCCAACAAGUCGCCCGCUUAA
Messenger RNA from Penicillium hordei, 1863 nucleotides. RefSeq names its product putative RNA binding protein (Arp). Gene Ontology annotation, molecular function: 3'-5'-RNA exonuclease activity; RNA binding. The coding region runs from base 1 to 1863 and encodes 620 amino acids. The record is from RefSeq and is a predicted model, not a curated record. Lineage: Eukaryota; Fungi; Ascomycota; Eurotiomycetes; Eurotiales; Aspergillaceae. The transcript is spliced from 4 exons.